ACUUUCAUCACUAUCGCUGAGUUUUGUUUGUCAUUCAACAAGAAAUUUGGAAUUCACUUAAUUUCUUACGAAAAACCCUUCGAAAUCAUUAAUCGUAUAACAAAAUGUACCAGCAAUCCCUGAAAGUGCAGCCCUCGGAGGUGACGGUGCUGAAAGCCACCGGCAAGGUGGGUUUGCCCACGGAGCCCAACUGCUUCAACCAACUGGCCCAUGUCCACCGUCUGCGUGACUCGGAGAUGAACUACAACGAGCACCAGUACAUGCUGAACAUGAACUUGAUGCGCAACCGAGAGGGACUCUGCGUUCCCCUGAAGAUGGGCAUGGAUCGCUUUGCCGCUCGUCAAGUGGGCCGCCUGCCCUUCCUUCCCUCCAGCAACUUGAUGGACGAUGUUCUUACUGGACGUUGCGACACCCUUGGCUUCGAGGACUUUAUGAAUCUGCCUGAAAACAGCGAGCAAAUGCGCCAGCCCCAUGCCGUGGUCGAGAAAUCCUUUGGCAUUUACUAAUUAAUUCCCGGAUAUACUAUAAGUUGCUUCUAAAAAACCAAUAAAAUUAAUUAAUCAAGGCCUGGCUAAAUGAUAA
Drosophila bipectinata is the source of this 582-nucleotide messenger RNA. RefSeq names its product proteasome maturation protein (gene Pomp). Gene Ontology annotation, cellular component: cytoplasm; nucleus. Gene Ontology annotation, biological process: proteasome assembly. The record is from RefSeq and is a predicted model, not a curated record. NCBI's taxonomy places the organism in Eukaryota, Metazoa, Arthropoda, Insecta, Diptera, Drosophilidae.